GAAGUCCGAUCACUGACGUCAACCGCGCGUUUCUCACAUUUCUCAUUCGUUGCUGCUCGUUUCCAAUUGUGUGAUUUGCAAAUUCCGCCGAUCUGCCUAUAUUUUUUCAACUGAUUGUGUGUGAUCUUGUGAAAUAGCGCGAGGAAUUCGGAAUAAAAAUUCAAUAACCUUAUAUUUAACACUUUGUGCAGUCCGAUAAACCCACAAACAAAAAUAUGGAGAUAAAUGAGACGAAUUUGCAACAAUUAGCCGGCUACUUGCAGCAGACGCUCAGCCCCGAUCCAAAUGUGCGAAGACCAGCUGAAAAAUUGUUAGAAUCAAUUGAGGUGCAGCGUAAUUAUGCUGUGCUUUUGUUGAAUCUCAUCGACAAGCAGGAAGUGGAUAUGACCAUACGUGUUGCCGGAGCCAUUGCAUUUAAAAAUUAUGUGAAACGUAAUUGGGCAGCGCAUGAGGACACAGACGGCCCAGAUAAGAUACAUCAAGAUGAUCGUAACGCAAUUAAAACGCUCAUCGUUACGCUGAUGUUGCGUUCGCCGUCGGCAUUGCAAAAACAACUCAGCGAUGCGGUAAGCAUUAUAGGCAAGCAUGAUUUUCCAAAGAAAUGGCCACAGCUCAUCGAUGAGAUGGUGGAAAAGUUUGCCACCGGUGAUUUUAAUAUUAUUAAUGGCGUUUUACAAACGGCCCAUUCCCUAUUCAAGCGCUAUCGCUACGAAUUUAAAUCUCAGAGCUUGUGGGAAGAAAUCAAAUUGGUUUUGGAUCGCAUGGCCAAACCUUUGACCGAUUUAUUGCUUGCCACCAUGCAGUUGGCCAAAGUGCAUGAAAACAAUACGGAAGCGCUGAAGGUUAUUUAUGGCUCUUUGGUGUUGGUGUGCAAAGUAUUUUUCUCGCUAAAUUCGCAAGAUUUGCCAGAAUUCUUUGAAGAUAAUAUGCCCACCUGGAUGAAGGCAUUCCAUGAGUUAUUGACGGUCGAUUUGCCCUGUUUGCAUACGGGCGAUGAUGAAGAUGCGGGCGUAUUGGAGCAUUUGCGUUCACAAAUCUGUGAGAAUAUCGGUUUGUAUGCGCAAAAGUACGAUGAGGAGUUCGGCUCCUAUAUGCAAACAUUUGUAACUGCUGUGUGGGAAUUGUUGGUGAAGACCGGUAAUCAGACUAAAUAUGAUGCGCUCGUGUCAAAUGCUUUGCAAUUUCUCUCAGUGGUCGCUGAGCGCAACCAUUAUCGCAAAAUAUUCGAAAAUCCCGAAAUACUUGCCAAUAUUUGUGAGAAAGUGGUCAUACCCAAUUUGGAUUUCCGUCAAUCCGAUGAAGAGUUAUUCGAAGACAGCCCCGAAGAGUAUAUACGCCGGGAUAUUGAAGGCUCUGACAUAGAUACACGCCGCCGCGCGGCUUGUGAUCUCGUAAAGACAUUAAGUCAGAAUUUCGAGGCAAAAAUAUUUGCAAUAUUCGGGCAAUAUUUGGAAAUACUGCUUGGCAAGUACAAAGAGAAUCCACUCGCUAAUUGGCGCGCCAAGGAUACGGCGAUUUAUUUGGUUACAUCACUGGCUUCACGUGGCGGCACACAGAAACAUGGCAUUACACAUGCAUCAGAAUUGGUACCGCUGCCACAAUUUUGUGCACAGCACAUUGUGCCAGAGUUGGAGCGUCCAAACAUCAAUGAGCUACCGGUUCUGAAGUCUGCUGCUAUCAAAUUUGUCAUGGUUUUCCGUAGUCUUUUGGGUCCGCAGACACUGCUCGCUUGCAUUCCACACUUAAUACGCCACCUGCCGGCGGAGAGCGUUGUGGUGCACAGUUAUGCAGCUUGUGCAAUCGAAAAGAUAUUAGUAAUGCGUGAUAGUAAUCAACAGUUGAUUAUUGGCGCUCAGCAUUUGGCGCCGUUUACAAAUGAUUUGCUUGGCAGCCUCUUUGGCACAUUGGCAUUGCAGGGUUCAAGUGAAAACGAAUAUGUGAUGAAAGCUAUUAUGCGCAGCUUUUCAACAUUGCAGGAAGCCACCAUGCCGUAUAUGGCUGUGGCUUUGCCGCGCUUAACUGAAAUUCUAACUUUAGUGGCGAAAAAUCCAUCACGCCCGCAUUUCAAUCACUAUCUCUUCGAAACGCUUUCUUUGGCCGUAAAAAUUGUUUGCAAAACAGAACCCGCCGCUGUUAGUUCCUUUGAGGAAGCUCUGUUUCCCGUAUUCCAAGGCAUUUUGCAGCAAGAUAUUUUGGAAUUCAUGCCCUACGUUUUCCAAAUGCUAUCGUUGUUACUGGAAAUACGCGAAGGCAGCGGCUCUAUACCAGACCCGUACUGGGCGCUCUUUCCCUGCCUGUUAGUACCUGCACUGUGGGAUCGCCCAGGCAAUGUUACGCCGCUUAUACGGCUUAUAACAGCAUUUAUCAGGCAAGGCGCUGCCCAAAUAGUUGCGUUAGGCAAAUUGAAUGCGGUGUUAGGUAUUUUCCAGAAAAUGAUUGCCUCCAAAUCGAAUGAUCAUGAGGGAUUCUAUCUCAUGCAAAAUUUGCUUGCCUACUACCCCACCGCCGAUUUACAGCCUAAUAUGCGUCAGAUAUUCGCUUUGCUAUUCCAGCGUCUUUCGCUGUCGAAGACCACCAAAUACGUGCGCGGCAUUAUAGUUUUCCUUUGCUACUACACCGCAAAGUUGGGCGCACCCGCUUUGGUUGAGCUGAUCGAUCAAAUACAGGCGAAUAUGUUUGGCAUGGUUGUCGAACGUGUCUUCAUACCGGACAUGGCCAAGGUGUCAUCGGAGAUGGAUCGUAAAAUAGUAGCUGUGGGUGUUGCCAAAAUACUCACAGAAUGUCCUCCAAUGCUAACGCCACCCUACGUGCAACGUUGGUCACCGUUAUUGCAAGCGUUAGUUGAACUCUUCGAGCUGCCGCCCGAUCAAACUACAUUGGAUGGCGAUCAUUUCGUGGAAGUUGACGAUGCACCAGGCUAUCAGGCCGCUUUUUCACAGCUCAGCUAUGCUCAGCCGAAAUCACAAGAUUUCCUUGCCCAAAUUACGGAUGGCCGGAAGUACUUGGCCGAAUCAUUGGCAAAAUUGGCACAAGCACGUCCGGGUGAAGUGCCCACUUUGGUGGCUGCCAUUGGCGAUAAUCACAAGCAGGCACUGCAGAAGUACUGCGAUCAGGCGGGUGUGCGUAUAGUUUAGAUGAAAUGCGAGCGGAAAAAAAUCGCUGAUUACGAUUAAAUACAUACAUACAUACAUACUAAAGUUAAACUCUAGCAUGGCUCUUGAUUAGCAGCCAGUCAUAUAGACUUAAAUUUUUCUACAACAACGCUCGAACGGGCGAGCGUGCAAUUGUCUGUGGCGUGGAAACGGUAGACAUUGCUAUUUUUUUUCUUUUUUUUGUUAUGCUUCGUUUUAAGUGUGCUGUUUAUACACAAAAUUCUAUUAUCAGUUUUUGUCUUAAUGUGUGCACUCCU
Molecule: messenger RNA, 3409 nt
Organism: Rhagoletis zephyria (snowberry fruit fly)
Lineage: Eukaryota; Metazoa; Arthropoda; Insecta; Diptera; Tephritidae
Gene: Cse1
Product: chromosome segregation 1
Biological process (GO): protein import into nucleus; protein export from nucleus
Cellular component (GO): nuclear envelope; cytosol
Molecular function (GO): small GTPase binding; nuclear export signal receptor activity
Source: RefSeq, a predicted model, not a curated record